AAUAACUGCUCUAAACCGGAUAUUACCAUGACACCGGGGUCAGAAGUUCUCUCUUACAGCCAUCUUGGAUAUAGCAUCCCGAGUCGCAACCAUGCCUGGUGAAGCCACAGAAACGGUCCCAGUCACCGAGCAGGAGAUGCAGCAGCCUCAAGUGGAGACUGCUACACCUCCUGCCCCAGCUCAGGCAGCUUCUGGCCCUGCAAAGCCCAAAGGCAAAGAUGCCAAGAGUGCGCAGGGUUCCUCUGCCCCAAAGGCUGUCCCUGGCAGAAGAAAACGCUCCUCUAUGUCUGCCUCUUCCUCUUCUCCCACGUCACCAAAAUCUACUUCCUCCUCUGCCCACCUGUCGCCUGUGCCAUCUCCCCUAGUUUCCUCACCUGGCAGCUCUUCUGCUAAUCAGGCUAACCGCUUCACGCCGAAAGUUGUCAAGGCUGGCAAACAAGGAAAAGCUAAGAAAGGAGAGGCAUUUGCCCCUGCCCCUGCCCCUGCCCCUGCCCCUGCCCCUGCCCCUGCCCCUGCCCCUGCCCCUGCGGAGUGCAAGGUCACAGCAGCAAAUGAAAAACCAGUAAAGGCUAACCCCAAGCAAACUGUCGUUGAAGCUAAACCUGCCCCAGCUGAGCCAAAGAAACCCUCACCAGCUGCUGCAAAGCCUGUUGCAGCCCCAGCUGCUUUUAAAGUUACCUCAAAACCUGCUGUGGCAGCUCCAGUUUCGUUUUCAGAUACUCUUGCUUCUAGUUCAGUUGAAGUUAAGACAGCUUCAUCAAAAGCUGCUCCUGUUACUGCAGCUGCUGAUGAUGAUCUCCCUCCACUUAUCCCACCUGAGAAGCCAAUUAAAAUCCCAGUGUUCGUACCCCCUGUUGAGAAAGAGGAUGUUACUGCCCUUGUAGAAGUUACCACGGCAGCAUCUAAACCUGAGACAGAUAUUGAGCCCAAGUCUCUGCCUGUUGAGGUUGCCAAAGCAGCAGCCACAGUAAAAUCUGCUCCUGUUGAAGGUGCUAUAGUUGCUGAAGCCUCAACUGCAGCUGUUGAAGCUGCUAAACCAGCAGCCCCAGCCAAAGUUGAGGCUGUUACGGCGGCACCCCCAAGCAAACCUGCUCCUGUUGAGGCUGCUGAGCCAUCUGCCCAGGACAAACCUGCCCCUGUUGAAGCUCCUAAGCCAGUUGCAAAGGGCAAACCUGCUCCUGUUAAGGCUGCUAAGCCAGCUGCUGAGGCCAAACCUACUCGCGUUGAGGCUGCUAAGCCAGCUGCUGAGGCCAAGCCAGCUGCUGAGGCCAAACCUACUCGCGUUGAGGCUGCUAAGCCAGCUGCUGAGGCCAAACCUGCUCGCGCUGAGGCUGCUAAGCCAGCUGCUGAGGCCAAACCUGCUCGCGCUGAGGCUGCUAAGCCAGCUGCUGAGGCCAAACCUGCUCGCGCUGAGGCUGCUAAGCCAGCUGCUGAGGCUGCUAAGCCAGCUGCUGAGGCCAAACCUGCUCGCGCUGAGGCUGCUAAGCCAGCUGCUGAGGCUGCUAAGCCAGCUGCUGAGGCCAAACCUGCUCGCGCUGAGGCUGCUAAGCCAGCUGCUGAGGCCAAACCUGCUCGCGCUGAGGCUGCUAAGCCAGCUGCUGUUGAGGUUAAACAAGUUAAAGAAACUAAAGCUGCUGCUCAUCCUCAGAUUACAAAGUCAGAUGCAGAGGUCAAGCCUGCCCCUGUUGAGGUUGUCAAGCCAGCUGCCGCUGAGGUUACCAAGCCGGCCCCUGUGAAGGGUGCUGAGCCAGUUACUGAGGCCAAGUUGGUUGAGGUUAAGGCAGCACCUGCUGAGGUUGCCAAGCCUUUCAAACCAGCAACUGAGCCUUCAUCUAUGCCCUUAAAACCCUCUCCAGUUGAGCCUGCUGUUCUUGCCCCAGCUCCCCGUAAACUCACGUUUGCUGAGGCAGUUGCAACACCUGCCCCUGUUAAGCCUGAGGUUGAGGUAAUCUGUAGAACUCCUUCUGAACCCAUCUUGUCACCCAAACCUUCCCCCACACCUGCUAAAACCCCAGCCAAGGUGGAGACUGUGAUCAAGAACGACAAGGGAUCCGGCACUGAAUCGGACAGCGAUGACUCAGUCCCUGAGCUGGAGGAACAGGACUCUACAAAGACACAGCAGGCUCAGCUUGCAGCAGCUGCCGAAAUAGACGAGGAACCUGUCAGCAAAGCCAAACAGAGCCGCAGUGAAAAGAAGGCGCGGAAGGCGAUGUCAAAGCUUGGUCUCAGGCAGGUAACAGGGGUCACCAGGGUCACCAUUCGCAAAUCAAAGAACAUCCUGUUUGUCAUUACCAAACCAGAUGUCUACAAGAGCCCUGCAUCAGACACAUACAUCGUCUUUGGUGAAGCAAAGAUCGAAGAUCUUUCCCAGCAAGCCCAGCUAGCUGCCGCAGAAAAAUUCAAGGUACAGGGAGAAGCUGUAUCAAACAUCCAGGAAAACACACAGACGCCAACAGUACAGGAAGAGAGCGAAGAAGAAGAGGUUGACGAGACCGGAGUUGAGGUCAAGGACAUUGAACUCGUUAUGUCACAAGCCAACGUGUCGCGGGCGAAGGCUGUACGCGCCCUGAAAAACAACAACAACGACAUUGUCAAUGCUAUUAUGGAGUUGACAAUGUAGUGGGACCCUGGCAAGGAAGGGUUGAAGAAAGGUUGCUGAUUUAAUCUAAGCUCGUUUAUACAAUUUAUACCCAAGAUGGAAAUAAAGUUGUGGCUUGGUGAAAUUAAA
Molecule: messenger RNA, 2728 nt
Organism: Siniperca chuatsi (mandarin fish)
Lineage: Eukaryota; Metazoa; Chordata; Actinopteri; Centrarchiformes; Sinipercidae
Gene: naca
Product: nascent polypeptide associated complex subunit alpha
Exons: 9
Coding region: 92-2620 (842 amino acids)
Biological process (GO): protein targeting to membrane
Cellular component (GO): nascent polypeptide-associated complex; cytoplasm
Source: RefSeq, a predicted model, not a curated record